UCUGUGAGACUCGAUCGCGUGGCCGCUCGGAGGGUGCGGUAUGAACAUAACUUCGGACGCAGACGUUUUAUCUUACUUCGAAAUUUAAAUUACAGAUGACAUAAACGUACUUUGAAUACUGUUUUAAUUGUAUAAAUAUUCCAUAUUUAAAAUUCAAAAUAUGUUUGACAAUUGUGUUUGUGCCAAAUAUGUGACGAAGUUUGUUGAAGGAAUAAAACUUUUUAUCCAUGAAGUUUAAUGAUCGUAUAAAUUUAAAUAAGAUGUAAUUAAAAUUACGGUACUUUUGAGUUACUUCGCCUGAAAGUUCAUUAGCUUUCGAUGAUUUAUGAUGCGGACGCGACGGCACGGAAAAUUUUAAUCCCACCUCAUUGACCGGCUUAUGGUAAUAGCAAUGUACACGCAGGAGAAUAGUAGUUUCCAACUAUUAGAAAAUGUAACUGACAACGAGUACACUCCGUAUGAAGACAGAUUAGAAACGUACUUGGUACCAGUGCUUUUCGCAAUCAUCUUUAUAGUCGGCGUCCUCGGUAAUGGCACUCUGGUUAUUGUCUACGUACGGCAUAGGGGCAUGAGAAAUGCUCCUAAUACAUACAUAUUUUCAUUAGCGUUAGCAGACCUGCUGGUCAUUCUCAUCUGUGUUCCAUUCGUCUCCAUCAUUUACACAUUAGAAUCAUGGCCGUGGGGCGAACUAAUCUGCAGAAUUUCUGAAGCUGCAAAAGAUGUUAGCAUCGGAGUAUCCGUUUUCACUCUGACGGCGCUAUCGGCAGAGAGAUAUUGCGCUAUUGUAAAUCCAUUUAGGAAGCUACAGCUACGCAAACUGCCUCUAGUUUGUGCAACUUUUAUAUGGGGUGCGGCCCUUAUCUUCGCAACCCCAGCCGCCGUAUUCUCUAACACAGUUACGAUACAACUACACGACAACAUCACAAUAGUUUACUGCACCCCAUACCCGCCUGGAUGGGAUCAUUACCCGAAAUGGAUGGCGCUAGCGAAAGCUAUCAUAUACUACGGCCUACCACUUCUAGUGAUUGCAUUUUUCUACACUCUAAUGGCACAACGAUUGCUAGCCAGUACCAGGGAAAUGCCUGGCGCUUUCCAUGGAGGGCAAGGCGAGGCUCAAGCAAAAGCUAGAAAAUCAGUCGCUUGUAUGGUUCUAAUUUUCGUAAUUGUAUUCUUCGUAUGUUUCUUGCCUUACCACGCUUUCGAAAUGUGGUACCACCUAUCGCCGACUGCCCAAACGGACUACAAUGAUUGGACCCAUGCUUUGAGAAUAAUGGGAUUUUGUCUUAGUUUCCUGAAUUCUUGCGUCAACCCUGUGGCCCUGUACUGUGUAAGUGGAGUCUUUCGACAGCACUUCAAUCGCUACUUGUGCUGUCGUAGAGGCACUCUCCACCCUACAUGUAGUUCUCGACUCUCCAGGACUGCAAUUUGCGAGACGUCAUUUAGAAGCACCCAUCGACACCGAUGCAACAGGAACCCAACAGAAAGCGUGGUGAUAUCAAACUACGACUAUGGAAGCACUAAAAAGAAGGGUAAUAUCAUAUCAAGGAACAGCACAGAUGGAGUCACCAUAAUGACAAUCAGGGACCCCAACGAUUUCCUAACAGGUGACGUUGACGAGAAAUGUAUCAACAGAUAGACUUACAAGUUGAAUGUCAUUGGACUAAUAACUAAAAGACAUACUUAAAAAUUAUUUUUAUAUUCGGUAACAUCGCUUUUAAUUGUGAAAUGGAUAAAUAAAUUAAAUAUAUGUAAUUUACUGGUAGUCAACAAAUGCACAUAAUUUAAAUGACAUAAAUGUAAUUAUUACUACUGUAAGAUCAUUAAUUUCAGAA
Messenger RNA from Achroia grisella, 1832 nucleotides. RefSeq names its product neuropeptide CCHamide-2 receptor-like (gene NGR-A14). Lineage: Eukaryota; Metazoa; Arthropoda; Insecta; Lepidoptera; Pyralidae. The transcript has 8 exons. The record is from RefSeq and is a predicted model, not a curated record. Gene Ontology annotation, cellular component: membrane. Gene Ontology annotation, biological process: G protein-coupled receptor signaling pathway. Gene Ontology annotation, molecular function: G protein-coupled peptide receptor activity. Bases 380 to 1636 code for a protein of 418 amino acids.